AUGGACGCCAAAUCAGCAGAGGCGACAACUAUCGUUGCCCACGACCACAUCGAGAAACUCGCCAUUGCGGACGAAGCCGUCACAAAGGCAACCAAGAACCAAGACCUGACCCCAAAGCAACAAUACCAACGUCUUUGGGCGAGCCUCAAGCAAGACAAGCGAUAUGUCUUCUGGGCACUCUACAUCAUGUCCCUCGUCUUCGGAUGGGGUUACGACUCUGGACUUUCAGGCGCCGCCAUUGCCUUCCCUGAGUUCCGCAAAGCUUACGGAGAUUACUAUCAGGUGGGUGACCAAUAUGUCAUCCCUGCCCUUUGGCAAUCUCUGUGGAACGCAGCCAGCACCAUUGGCCAGGUCUUCGGAGCCUUCCUCACAGGUCAGUUCGCCGACACUGUUGGCCGCAGAGCGGUUCUCUGGACAGCCGUCAUUCUGUCCCUCUCCUCCUCGUUUGCCUUGGUCUUCGCCCCAAGCUUGCCAGUCCUCUUCGUCUCCAAGCUGCUGCUCGGUUUCUCAGUCGGCCUUUCAACCGUCACGCCUCCCCUCUACGUUACCGAAAACGCUCCGCCGGCCCUUCGAAGCUCCCUCAGCUCGUUGACCAACGUCAUCAUCGUUCUCGGGUUUUUCCUCUCUUCCAUCACAGCUUGGGGGUCCUCCAAGAUUGAAGGCCAGUGGAGUUACCGCCUAGCGUUCGCCAUGACCUUCCUUGUCCCGGCGCUCUUCAUGAUUAUCUUGCCGUGGCUACCCGAGUCCCCGGUAUGGUACGCCAAGAAGGGCAGAGACGACGACGCCCGCAAGGCAAUCCUGAAGCUCUACGGAGAGAAUGUCGAUGUCGAGGAGAGACUCAAUUUCAUCAAGUCUGAGCUCGAGCUUGCGGCAGGAGAGGCGAACAUGGCCAAGCAGACAAGCUGGAGAGCGAUUUUCUCCAAGGAGCACCGCUUCCGAACUCUGGUUGCUGUUCUUGGGUUGCAGUCCCAGAACUUCUCUGGCGGUUACUUUGCGAACACAUAUCAAACCUACUACUUCGAGCUCAUCGGCCAGUCCGACCCUUUCGGACUCACUGCAAUCUCCUCCACCCUCCAAUUCCUCUCGAACUGCGUUGCAGUCACAGUUUCCGACGUCCUCCCCCGCAGAAAGUCCCUCGUUGGCGGCGGAGCAUUGCUAUGCUGUUGGUCCAUCAUCAUCGGUGGAACAUCUCUCGCUGGAACCGCCAAUUACUCCGCGAACAUGGCUCUUCUCGCCUUCAUGAUCACAUGGUCCAUGUUGUAUACUGCAACCGUGGGUUGCUUCGGCUGGGCUGUUGCCCAGGAGACUGCCUCGCAAGCCACCAGACCCAAGACCAUCGCCUUCAGCUUGGUAUGCCAGCAACUUACAGCUCUUUUGCUGUCAUCGGUGUUCCCGUUCUUCAUCAACCCCGAUCAGCUGAACUGGGGCGGCAAGAUCAUGUUCCUUUUCGUUGGCGCCGAGGUGUUCGUUCUCGGACUUCUUUUUUUCUUCCAGCCUGAGACGAAGAACAGAACCUACCAGGACAUUGACCACAUGUACGCCCAGGGCAUUCCACCAAGGAAGUUUAGCGAGUACGUUGUGGUAGAUGGAGUUGCCAUCAAGAAGUCCACCUCGUAGGGUAUUCGUUACGAUAGGCGCAGGAGAGGUCAAGGGUGUAAUGUUUGUCUGGGUUUCGAAGACCAUAUCUACAUACAAAGCGAACGGG
Colletotrichum godetiae is the source of this 1705-nucleotide messenger RNA. RefSeq names its product general substrate transporter. The record is from RefSeq and is a predicted model, not a curated record. Gene Ontology annotation, biological process: transmembrane transport; carbohydrate transport. The transcript has 2 exons. Gene Ontology annotation, molecular function: carbohydrate:proton symporter activity. Bases 1 to 1617 code for a protein of 538 amino acids. NCBI's taxonomy places the organism in Eukaryota, Fungi, Ascomycota, Sordariomycetes, Glomerellales, Glomerellaceae. Gene Ontology annotation, cellular component: membrane.